AUGGACACCUCCGACUCAGCCAAAAAACGCCCAAUAUCACCAUCCCAUGAGGACACCAGUGAAGGCAGGAAAAUUAGCGCUAAAAGGCCAAAGGUCAAAGCGCCUGGCGCAGAGCCAAGGCAUGAAGUGCCUGGUGCGGAGCCCAUGUUCCCACUCCCUCUGUUUCAUCAAACUCCUGGCCCAAUCUCCGUUGCUCAGUCGUACUUGCGAAGGCUCAUUUUGGAGCGCUGGGAGGCAGAAGUUAAGGCCUGUGAGAAAGCAAAACAAUUGCAACUGUUAGAAAUAGCACCAGGACCAGCGCUUACCCUUAUGCAAGUGAGCUUGCGAAGGAUUGUCAUCGAUCGAUGGGAUGCAGAACUGAAGCGUUGUGAGGAGGCAAAGCGGGUGCAACUGUUAGAGUUGCUUCUUGGCGCCCAUGGCAUUUAUAGACUAGUGUAG
Molecule: messenger RNA, 438 nt
Organism: Suillus clintonianus
Lineage: Eukaryota; Fungi; Basidiomycota; Agaricomycetes; Boletales; Suillaceae
Exons: 3
Coding region: 1-438 (145 amino acids)
Source: RefSeq, a predicted model, not a curated record